AUGAAGUUUGCCUAUUUGCUGUUGUUCACUCUAAGUGCAGCUUUGAGAGAUUCGCCCCGAGAAACUUUGGCAUCAGAUGUCUUGCUCCACCCUCCACCGGUCUUAAAUUUGGCUGGGGUGUCAGAGACUUCCAGAACACUCGUCGACUAUCGUCAGAAAAGCUCACAGGAUACCCGCACCAACAAUCACCAUGCGCGUGAGCGUCACUAUACGUUCAACAUUACCCGUGAAUAUGCCGCACCAGAUGGCGUCAACGCUAGCCUCCUGCUAGUGAAUGGUCAUUUUCCUGGACCAACGAUACGAGCAAACCUAGGUGAUGUCUUUGUAGUCAAAGUCAACAAUCGCAUUACAGGCCCGGAGACGGGCACAGCUAUUCAUUGGCAUGGUCUCCUUCAAAAGGACUCCAUAUUCAUGGAUGGUGUACCCUCAGUAUCCAUGUGUCCAAUUCCUCCUGGAGAGUCUUUCACCUACCGCUUUAUAGCAGAUCGGGUAGGAAGUAGCUGGUGGCACUCUCAUUUCUCAGGACAGUUGGUUGGUGGUUUAUUUGGAGGUAUAAUUAUUGACGGACCUUCAAACUUCGAUUACGAUAUAGAUAUAGGUCUUGUCAUGAUAAGUGAGCGAUAUCAUAGAGAUUACCGUGAAUUAAUCGACGCGACAAUGCAGGCGAGAGUUGUUCAAAGCGAUAAUAAUCUGAUAAAUGGCAAGAUGCCAUUCGAUUGCUCGAAAACAAAUCUCACGUGUUCUUCGGCAGUGAAAGUUUCGACCUUCGACCGAUUUCGCAGCGGAAAGAUUCAUUUACUUCGUAUAGUGAACUCAGGUGCAGAGCCUUUCGAACACUUUUCUAUUGACGGACACAUGUUGACAGUUGUCGCUCUUGACUUCGUUCAAGUCGAUCCGUUUGUUACGGAUGUUGUCAGCCUAUCGCCAGGUCAGAGAGUAGAAGUGCUAGUCAAUGGUACUGGGGAGCCUGGGGACAGCUAUUGGAUGCGUGCAACCGCAGACAGAAGUUGUUCUACAGUCAAACAGCCUUUCGCACUUGCUGCCAUAUACUACGAAGGUGCAGAUUGUAGUGUUGAGCCCUCGAGUACACCGACAAACCGCACUCUCAAUGCAUGUAACACUACCGAAUUGAACAAGGCAACCCCCUUCGAACAUGAUAGCCCAGAGACUACGCCUUCCUACACGCAGCACUACGACUUUACCUUCGGGGCCAACGCUACUGGCACCAGGUUAUUUUUUACUAACAAUCGAACAUUUCGUGCUGACUUCAACAAUGCGUUACUAGAGCAGGCUGCAGAUCCGGUCUUCAGCUUAGCUCAAGCUCCUCCGCAAUCUGUUCUUGACGACUUCAGCUACAACACGUCUUUGAGAAUCGUCAUGCGUAACUUUUGGCCACGUCCACAUCCUAUGCAUUUGCAUGGCCACGAUUUCUCGAUACUGGCAGAAGGUAUUGGAACCUGGAAUGGGUCCGUACGGACAGAUAAUCCACUUCGACGGGAUACUCAUCAGAUGUUGGCAGCAUACAGCACUAAUAACAUGCUGAACGGAACCAUCACGCCAAGCUAUCUGGUCAUUCAAUUUCGGUUGGAUAAUCCAGGAAUCUGGCCAUUCCACUGCCACAUUUUCACGCAUCUGGCGCUAGGCAUGUACGUCAACAUCGCUUAUGGCAAGAAACAGAUCGAGCAACAGACAGUACCUAGCAGUGUGCAUGAUGUUUGCGUCAUAUGGCGCGAAUAUGCAAGAACACAUUUAGUCGAUCAACCGGAUUCUGGCUUGAGGCUAUUUUAG
Messenger RNA from Pseudovirgaria hyperparasitica, 1788 nucleotides. RefSeq lists its product as uncharacterized. NCBI's taxonomy places the organism in Eukaryota, Fungi, Ascomycota, Dothideomycetes, Acrospermales, Acrospermaceae. The record is from RefSeq and is a predicted model, not a curated record. The transcript has 4 exons. Gene Ontology annotation, molecular function: oxidoreductase activity; copper ion binding. Bases 1 to 1788 code for a protein of 595 amino acids.